UCAUACCAUACCAGCAGCUCUUUUUUUGUUAAAAAAAAAAAAACAAAAAGAAAAAGACAAAAGACAAAAGACAAAAACGCGGAAGGAGAGGGAGAGAGAGUUUAUUCGGUCGGCCACCAAACACGCGAUUUCAAUUCCACUUUCUUCUUGUUCUUCGAGGAUUUGUUUGCGAUGGAUGACCACUUGGUAGUGCAUGUGGAGGAGGAUGGAAAGGCAGUGGUGACGGUGGUGGAGGAGGAAAGUAGUGAGCGUUCGAAUGAGGAUCAGCCGCUGAUAAGGGUGUCGGAAUGCCGGAUUUGCCAGGAGGAGGAUUCGGUCAAUAAUUUGGAGACGCCUUGUGCUUGUAGGGGCAGCUUAAAGUAUGCUCACCGAACGUGUGUUCAACACUGGUGCAAUGAGAAAGGAGACAUAAUUUGUGAGAUCUGUCAUAAGCCUUACCAAGCCGGUUAUACUGCUCCUCCACGCCCGCCUCCUCUUGAAGAGACUGCUAUCGACAUUGGUGGCGGAUGGACAAUAGCUGGCACCCCUCUGGAUUUGAAUGAUCCUCGGCUUUUGGCAGUUGCUGAUUCAGAGCGCCACCUUUUGGAGGGCGAGUAUGAUGACUAUGCUGCUACAAAUACCAGUGGAGCUGCUUUUUGCCGAUCAGCUGCUCUAAUUUUAAUGGCUCUUCUGCUCUUGAGACAUGCAUUGACUGUGACAGAUGCUGAUGGAGAUGAUGAUCCAUCUACCUUCUUCUCUCUUUUCUUGCUUCGGGCUGCUGGGUUUCUUUUACCCUGCUACAUCAUGGCCUGGGCCAUCAGUAUCUUGCAGCGUCGAAGACAGAGACAGGAGGCUGCAGCAAUGGCAGCAACACAAUUUGCAUUUGUGCUACAAUCAGGACAAACCAGGGGUCUCCAUUUCACAAUAGCAUCGGCAUCCCCAGUGACCCCACAACACCAAGAAACUGUUUAAUAUAAUAUGCGCAACUACAAACUAGUUGGUUAUUGUUGGCAUUUGAGGAGGGUAUUUUGACCUUUAUCUUCUCUAGUGUUGUUGAAAAGCCAGGAUUAUGACUUGCUGCUACCUUUUUAUUUUUGUUUUGGCUUUUGUGUAUUUUUUUUUUUUUUAAAUCUUUUUUCUGUAUUUACACGUGUAUACCAAUGUUGCAUCUCAGCAUGAGUUGGUAGGUGAAUCUGGUUCACAUCUGUUGUCCUGUAAAAACAUACACACCGAUCUAAACAUGUAUUUUAUAUUUUUAUAAAUAAAAUGACUCUGUAAUUGUUCUAUUUUUUA
Messenger RNA from Camellia sinensis, 1272 nucleotides. RefSeq lists its product as uncharacterized. Lineage: Eukaryota; Viridiplantae; Streptophyta; Magnoliopsida; Ericales; Theaceae. Gene Ontology annotation, biological process: protein ubiquitination. Gene Ontology annotation, cellular component: membrane. The record is from RefSeq and is a predicted model, not a curated record. Gene Ontology annotation, molecular function: ubiquitin-protein transferase activity; zinc ion binding.